UAUCCUCUGUUAUUAACAAAAUUCGUUUUGCAAUACCUAGUUGCAAAUUUCACAAUAUUUAGUUGCCUCUCAUGGAUAUCAAAUGUGAAAUCAGCGUUUGUAUUUCUCAAACAUGGGGUCAUUACAAGGUACAUUUUGUUACAUAUAAAUUAAUGAUACAUGCCAUAAAAAUCGCUGCACUAAAUAUGCUUCGAAGAAACUAUCUUAAAAGUAUAAACGAGAAAAGAAAAGAAAUCAAUUCGCGAUUUUUCAUUUACUGACCUUUUGCCGUUGUCACGUCGCUAAGCCUCAAGAUAAAAAUAAUGUAAAGAGGUCGUCGUUUCUGAUGAAUACUAUUAAUAGAGAUAAGUAAAAAAUUUUACCUAUAUUUGCGGAAGAAAUGCGCGUAACAAAGAGGACCUUGUAGCAGAGGCGAUACCUGGAAGCGGACGUUGCGAUGGCUCUGAACAGCCAACGCAGCAAGCGCCUGCCACCAGUAAGGCGAGGAACCAUAUAUGACCUCUAUCUGACACUAUCAGAUGACAGACUGCUUGAAUAUGACAUAGAUAGAUUGGUCUUCGAAGCACGCUCUCCUUAUCAAAAAGUGCAAAUCGUUCAUUCGAAAUCGCUAGGGAAUCUGUUGGUUCUUGACGAAUUACAAAAUAUUUCCGAGGCCGAUCUGGUAUACACAGAAACUUUGAUGCAACGUGGGAAAGAAAGUUAUACAGGAAAGGAAAUAGUUAUUUUGGGUGGAGGUGACGGUGGUUUACUUUGGGAGCUGCUUAAGGAGAAACCAAAAUCUGUCACUAUGUUGGAAAUUGAUGACGUUGUGAUAAAAGCUUGCAGCCAGUAUAUGAGAAGCAUAUGUGGAGAUUGUUUGGAUAAAAGAAAGGGAGAUAAUUAUGAAAUCAUCGUUGAAGACUGUGCAAAGACGUUGGCACACAUGAUCGAAGAAGGCCGACAAUUCGAUUACGUCUUCGGUGACCUUACGGACAUCCCAAUUAGCCCCACUCCGCACGGAGAUGCGUGGGAUUUCAUUAGAUUAAUCUUGAACUCCUCGAUGAAGGUUCUAAAGUCUACAGGGAAAUACAUGACUCACGGAAAUGGAGCAUCCUGUCCACAAUCAUUAGAAAUGUACGAACAGGUUCUCUCCCAGCUCUGUGUACCUGUGACUUUCACCAAAGACAGCGCUUUCGUACCGUCAUUCUACGAAGAUUGGGUCUUCUACCAAGUAUCGUUAAAAUGAUGGAUUAACCGUAUUAUACUGAGGUUCCAAGGGAGGUAUAUCUACAAACCUUUUUCUCCCUUAUGACCCAGAUUGGACCCUAGUCGCAGAUUUUUCGUUAACAAAUUGGUUCCUGAAAGAAAUGAUCCUCCCAUUGUUGGACAUGAACUCCCGAACGACACUACUACGCUGGCGUCUGUACAUACAGAAGGUGGUGGUUAUCUGUAUUUAUUUAACUGUUUAGUAACUAAUAAACUAUACAAAGGUGCUCAAUUAUUUUUUCUACUAA
Messenger RNA from Ceratina calcarata, 1493 nucleotides. It is a transcript of the gene Sms, whose product is annotated as spermine synthase. Gene Ontology annotation, molecular function: spermine synthase activity. Gene Ontology annotation, biological process: spermine biosynthetic process. The coding region runs from base 437 to 1225 and encodes 262 amino acids. The transcript has 6 exons. The record is from RefSeq and is a predicted model, not a curated record. Lineage: Eukaryota; Metazoa; Arthropoda; Insecta; Hymenoptera; Apidae.